UAUGUCUGGUUUGAGUUUCCUGACCCUGAAUAGAACCUGGUAGUACUAUUGAAAUCUCUUAUGACCUCCUCCCUUGUCCUUCUCCGGGGGAUCUUCAUACUCAUCAUCUUCUCUCCAACCCUCCUCCUCUCCCCGCUUAUACUCACACAAAGAGGCCAGAACACCUGGUUGGACCUAUUCACAUUUUCCUGUGAGUUGGCUGGUCCUGUUUAUAUCAAACUCUGCCAGUGGGCCAGCACUAGGAGAGAUAUUUUCCCAGAUACGGUUUGCCGUAAGCUGAGUAAGUUACAAAGAAACACAAGCCCCCACUCCUGGGAACACACUUUUAAUCUUCUCCAGCGUUGUUAUGAUGGAAGAUAUGAGAAAGUAUUCUCCAGGUUAGACAGAGAACCAGUUGGGUCAGGAUGCUGUGCUCAGGUGUAUCGAGGUUGUGUUGUAGAGAAUGGUGUUGAGGUUGAGGUAGCAGUUAAAGUGGUUCAUCCUGGUCUCCGGGAUCUCCUUAAUAAGGACCUGGCUGUGAUGAAGUAUAUGAGUAGAUGUAUUACCUGGAUAUUCCCCAGUUUGACCUGGCUGAGUUUAGAGACCGGGGUAGAGGAGUUCGGUCAACUUAUGACAGGACAGGUUGACUUAGAAAAAGAAGGCGAUCAUUUAGAAGUAUUUAGAAAACAUUUUUCAAAAAACCAAAGAAUCCGGUUUCCACGACCUCUUCGUCAUCUCAGCAAUACUGAGAUACUGGUGGAGACCUGGGCAGACGGAGACUCAAUAGAUUCAUAUAUCAGGUCUGCUGAUUCGUCAGAAACAAAAAUAGAAUUAGCGCGGUUGGGAGUUGAUAUGCUCCUUCAGAUGGUUUUCAAGGAUAAUUACUGGCACGGUGAUCUUCAUCCAGGGAAUAUACUGGUCACACAUACUAGUCAGGGUCCAUGUUUGAAUGUCCUGGAUACCGGGAUAUCAGCCUCAUUAUCUAAUGUAGAUAGGAAAAAUCUAGUGGAAACUUUUCGAGCUAUCGUGAAAGGUGAUGGAUCAAGGGUUGGAGAAUUGUUCUUGGAUCGUAGUAUUCAUGAGUGUGAAGACAAGAAUGGGUUUAUCAAGGAGCUGGCAGAACUGGUUUUACACGCUAGGGGUCAACAGCUGACACUAGACAGGGUUGAUGUCUCUGAGCUUUUGAAAACUCUUUUCUCUAUUCUGUCCAGGUUUCAUGUGAGGUUAGAUGCAUCCUUCUCCUCUGUAGUUUUAGCAGUUCUGGUCCUGGAGGGGUUGGGACGAUCAUUAGAUCCAAAUAUAGAUCUACUCACUAGAGCUAUUCCUUAUCUAGCUCUUUCCAAACCUUGAGAACAUGAUCAGUGAUCAAACUGAUAAUCACACCUUGAUAUAUGACCAAACUCAUCAAUCAAACCAUGUGCAGUGUUAGAACCGAUCAGAGAAAUUCCACUAGAAGGCAAAAUAAUAAAAAAUUUCCUAUAAAA
Molecule: messenger RNA, 1463 nt
Organism: Eurytemora carolleeae
Lineage: Eukaryota; Metazoa; Arthropoda; Copepoda; Calanoida; Temoridae
Exons: 15
Coding region: 61-1329 (422 amino acids)
Biological process (GO): protein phosphorylation
Cellular component (GO): mitochondrion
Molecular function (GO): protein kinase activity; ATP binding
Source: RefSeq, a predicted model, not a curated record